This is a messenger RNA of Symphalangus syndactylus (siamang), 13697 nucleotides long. RefSeq names its product AT-rich interaction domain 1B (gene ARID1B). Gene Ontology annotation, molecular function: nucleosome binding; DNA binding. Gene Ontology annotation, cellular component: SWI/SNF complex; nucleoplasm; nBAF complex. Lineage: Eukaryota; Metazoa; Chordata; Mammalia; Primates; Hylobatidae. Gene Ontology annotation, biological process: chromatin remodeling; regulation of transcription by RNA polymerase II; positive regulation of DNA-templated transcription. The record is from RefSeq and is a predicted model, not a curated record.
AGUAGGUAUGAGUGAUGGUUAAUUGUUUAUCUCCCCUAUGAAGGACAGGACCAAGGUAAUUAUCUUUCAUUUUCAAGGCACGGCACAAGGUAGACUCUAAGUAAAUUUGUUGAAUGACUACAUGCAGUGUAUCUCCAUCCAGGUUUAUUAUCCCCACAAUAAUUUUCUUAGCAAGUUUAUUAGUGCUACCGUCUGCCAUAGUUCCCAAAUUUAAACUAUUUUUUUGCCUUUUUUUUCAAAUCCUACCUAAUUGAUUUGCAUAGUUGUUUCAAAUCAAAUGCUACAUCCCAUAUCUUGCAGUGACGCAGUUAUUCACUGCUAACGUCUAAAUCGGAGAAGUGAAAAGGACAAUUGUUUCGUGCUUUCUUAAGUCCCUGACCAAGAUCAGUAGGGAAAUCCCAUUAGCUCUAUUCAUCGCAUUUCUCAUAAAUCUAAAAGGAAAGCAAGUAUCCAAAGCUUUACUCUUUAAUAGUUCUUAUUUGUAAAACCUUGACAGGGCUUUAUUCUAAAUUGCUUCCAAAUUACAUAAAGAAUAGUUAGAAAUAUGAUGGGCAGUGAAUCGUGAUAGUUUCAGUCAUCGAAUAAAUAAGAAGAACAGUAAAAGGGGACUAAUCUGAAAGCAAACAGAGUAUGAUGGGCUUCGAUGAGGCAAAAAGAACAGAACUGUGGAAUUCUUAAACUACCAUCUGGCUCAAUCCCCUUUAAGUGGCCAAGUUGAAGAGCCUUUUAUUCAGUGCCCUAAAACUUAUUCAAAAGGCGCAGUAUUUGAAUAUUAAUAUUUCCAUACAGUAAAAAAAAAAGUCUUUUGUAACCAAAAAGGAAUGUUUAACAAAAUAAUGGGUAAUCCUUUGGCUAAACAUGAAGGCGUGGGGAGCACCCUGUGGGUGGGAGGUCGGCUGGGACCCAGGGUGGCUGCGGGCAGCCUCCGGGCCUUCCCCUCAUGGCUUCUUUGUGGUUAGGGUAACUUAUUAAAGUUGUCAUUGUGGUUUGAAAUUUAGGCAAGAGGUGUAAAAUUAAGGAAUUAAUUAGGAAAAAUGAGCGCAGUGAUUUCUAGUACCUUAUUUCAUCAAAAAGAAACAAUAACGUAGAAUUGCCAUAUGAGAUAGUUGAAGCAAGGAACACAGUGGAAAUUCAAACCUGUGCUUGAAAUUGUGCUUUUGUGUAAUGGGAACCUAUUUCAUCACUUUGUAACAGACCCCUAACAAUUGGUGUUUUGUUUAUUAAGCCCUGGAUGUUUAAAUGAAACUAAACAGGCUUUUAUUUUGUUUUCCUGAGGUGUGUCUGAAAAGUUGAACAAAUUCGAGUGCACUUCUUAUCUUCAGCAAAGAUGCUUUAGAAAGGGAUUUUAGCAUUCUCCGUGGUUUAAAAGACAAAACCAAGUCCUGCCGGCUUUGUGUUGUGCUUCUCCUACAGGCUGCAGUGCCUUCUGUCUGCUUUAGGGUGUGGCAUCUGCCAUUGGGGAGGAAAAACUGGCAUGUGUCGCCUUUUAUAGCAGACUGAUUUCAUUGUGCUGGGGGCCUCUAUUUUAUAGCCUCUUAGGUCCAAUCUUCUAGUUGACUUGCUGAAGCAAAUGGAAUUAAAAGAGAUUUUGACUUCUCUACUAAUUUUUUUUUUUUUAGUUUCAUGAUUUUCCAAUAUGAAAAAAUAUUUUAAGGAAAAGGGCCAUAGCUGAACUUGGUGACUCAUUUUCCCUUUUAGAAUUAGUUGUGAAAAUAAGCUGCAACAUAUGGCCACACUUGUAUGAACUGACUUUGAUAUAUUGUAUCAAUUUGAAAAAAUGCACUUUUAUGAUGAUGUGUACAUACUUAGACUAUAAAUGUCUAAAAGCAUAAAUGUGUAAUUGAUUUUAGAAUAUAUAUAUAUACACACAAAACAGACAUAUAUUUGUAUUUGCAUAUGAAAAACUAAAAAUUCAACUUCUGUGGUGUAAUGCAUAUAAUUAGUAUGUAUUUGAAUAUAUAAAGGGAGAAAAUCCAGGAAAAAAUGUCAAAAAGGCACACUAACAAAGAUGUAGUAUUCUCUUGGCAAAAACUGAUGAAUGAUUUGGCACGAAUUCAUCUUAUGGUUCUGUUAUUCUCUCUAACACACGAUGAUAUACCCCGCUUUCCAGUUGUUUGCGUAGAAUUGCAAUUUGUUGUUUCUACACUCUAUAAUGACCCUUGGGUGUGCACCUGAUUCCCUCCCCCCAUCCCAAUUAGUCACCAGUUUUCCCGUCAAUCCUUUUCUAUUUAGUCAUGUAACAUAUUUACACUUGGUCAAACAAAUAACCACUGCUGCAGUGGAAAUGAACUAAAAUAGUUUUUAUGGAAAGCUGAAGAAUAAAAUAAUUUUGGAAACUAUACUCUACCAAAACUGUAAGUAUUGUUUCUGCCAGGUUUUAAAUGCUUUCGCUCAAUGAAAACUGAGUCCACACUAGUACAAGUGGGUCAUUGCCUAAGGUUAAGAAGUUUUGCUUUUUAAAAUGUUACUACGUGACAACGCAAAUAUUGAAAACAUUAAUAACAAUGCAAAUAUUAAAAACAUUAUAAAAUGUUAAUAGACACCAAUUUUUAAGAGAAGAAAGUAUGGAACAUUUCUACUUUAGGACUAGAGUUGGCUGUUUUAUAUUAUUAUUGAUGUUAUAUUUAUUAAAUAUAAUGUCUAUAAUAUUUUAGUUUCGUUCCACAUCUCUUUGAAUGUAUAUCGAGAGGGUUAACUGUGCACAUGAAGCUCUGAAACAUGAUGAAAGGUGUCAUACAGAUUUAUGAAGAUACGAGCUAACCCAUAGCUGUCGCUGUUCUGGCACCAAGAGUUAAAUUUUCAUGUGAAAGUUGGCGCAGAAAACACCACUGUACAUACUCGAGAGAGGACAUCCAAGUGCAUGUAAGAAAAAUGCUCCUUUGGGAAUACUUGGACAUAUUCCUUUGGGAAUACAUUGACAAACCUACAUACGUGUUUAAGGUGCCUUCAAAAAGAGUUAUGUAAACAUUCUCUCUGGGGCAGGUGCAGUCAGUCGUAAGCAUUUAUUGAGUACCUACUGGGUACAGGCCAUAGCUCUGACUGGGGCUAACCUUCAUUUCAAAUCUUUCCUAACUUUGCAGUUGGAAGAAGUUGUGGGAAUUACGCCGAUGGCCCGAAAUCAAGGCAGAGGCGAACGUUCUGAAAAUUACAUAACUCCUGGGAGAGACCGUGCCUUUGCAGAUUGCCUAAAUAUUUUCUUUCUCCGUCAGCUCCUUGUAACCUCUGAGGCCAAUAGACAACUUUGUUUCCCAGCCCUUCUCCCUCUUUUGUCUGCUAGUCAGACUCGUUUUCCACCUUUGUAUCGUUCCUUUUAGACGUGAAAACAAACACGCGAACGCCCGGUUGGCAAGGAGACAGCGGCCCGAGGGGAAAGUGCAGGUUCCGGCCGCCCCACGCCGCCGCGCUCCGAGCGGCCGCGGAGCCGCCCCGGCCCCGGCCCCAGCCCCAGCCUUAGCACCAGCCCGGCUGGGCCCCGCGAGGCUGCGCCGGGGCGGGCGGCGGCGGCCCGGGGACGAGUCCAGUCCGCGUUUUGCGAGUGCGCGGGAGUAAUGCGAGCGAAGUGGAUAAUAGUUGUUCGAGCUCGCCCGCUCCCUCUCAAGCCAUGCUGGGCCCGAUAGGCUCAGCCAGUCGUGUAUUUACCCAUAUCCGGGUUAGAGAGGAAAAGAGAAAAGUUUCAUUUAAACCUGAACUAAAAACUUUCACCAUGAAAGCACACAGCGGGAGCAGGCCCAGAGCGUAAGGCGUGCCCGGCCCGGCACUCCGGCGGGGCCUGCGGAGGGGGAGGGGGUCGCGGCUUCCCGGCGGGCCGCGUGGAUGCGCACAGGAGGGGCCGCGGCCUGAAAAGUGGGGGUUAUUGUCUCCCCCCGUCCCCCGCCCGGCCUCGCCACGCCGCGGCGAUCAUGGCCGCGCGGGCAGCAGCAGCGGCGGCGGCGGCGGCGGCGCGGGCGCGGGCAGGCAGCGGCGAACGGCGGGCGCCCCCCGGGCCGCGGCCGGCGCCCGGAGCCCGGGACCUGGAGGCGGGGGCGCGCGGCGCGGCGGCGGCGGCGGCGGCACCGGGACCCAUGCUGGGGGGCGGCGGCGACGGCGGCGGCGGCCUGAACAGUGUACACCACCACCCCCUGCUCCCCCGUCACGAACUCAACAUGGCCCAUAACGCGGGCGCCGCGGUCGCCGCCGCCGCCGGCACCCACAGCGCCAAGAGCGGCGGCUCCGAGGCGGCUCUCAAGGAGGGUGGAAGCGCCGCCGCGCUGUCCUCCUCCUCCUCCUCCGCGGCGGCAGCGGCGGCGUCCUCUUCCUCCUCGUCGGGCCCGGGCUCGGCCAUGGAGACGGGGCUGCUCCCCAACCACAAACUGAAAACCGUUGGCGAAGCCCCCGCCGCGCCGCCCCACCAGCAGCACCACCACCACCACCAUGCCCACCACCACCACCACCAUGCCCACCACCUCCACCACCACCACGCACUACAGCAGCAGCUAAACCAGUUCCAGCAGCAGCAGCAGCAGCAGCAGCAACAGCAGCAGCAGCAGCAGCAGCAACAUCCCAUUUCCAACAACAACAGCUUGGGCGGCGCGGGCGGCGGCGCGCCUCAGCCCGGCCCCGACAUGGAGCAGCCGCAACAUGGAGGCGCCAAGGACAGUGCCGCGGGCGGCCAGGCCGACCCCCCGGGCCCGCCGCUGCUGAGCAAGCCGGGCGACGAGGACGACGCGCCGCCCAAGAUGGGGGAGCCGGCGGGCGGCCGCUACGAGCACCCGGGCCUCGGCGCCCUGGGCGCGCAGCAGCCGCCGGUCGCCGUGCCCGGGGGCGGCGGCGGCCCGGCGGCCGUCCCGGAGUUUAAUAAUUACUAUGGCAGCGCUGCCCCUGCGAGCGGCGGCCCCGGCGGCCGCGCUGGGCCUUGCUUUGAUCAACAUGGCGGACAACAAAGCCCCGGGAUGGGGAUGAUGCACUCCGCCUCUGCCGCCGCCGCCGGGGCCCCCGGCAGCAUGGACCCCCUGCAGAACUCCCACGAAGGGUACCCCAACAGCCAGUGCAACCAUUAUCCGGGCUACAGCCGGCCCGGCGCGGGCGGCGGCGGCGGCGGCGGAGGAGGAGGAGGCAGCGGAGGAGGAGGAGGAGGAGGAGCAGGAGCAGGAGGAGCAGGAGCGGGAGCUGUGGCGGCGGCAGCAGCAGCAGGAGGCGGCGGCGGCGGCUAUGGGGGCUCGUCCGCGGGGUACGGGGUGCUGAGCUCCUCCCGGCAGCAGGGCGGCGGCAUGAUGAUGGGCCCCGGGGGCGGCGGGGCCGCGAGCCUCAGCAAGGCGGCCGCCGGCUCGGCGGCGGGGGGCUUCCAGCGCUUCGCCGGGCAGAACCAGCACCCGUCGGGGGCCACCCCGACCCUCAAUCAGCUGCUCACCUCGCCCAGCCCCAUGAUGCGGAGCUACGGCGGCAGCUACCCCGAGUACAGCAGCCCCAGCGCGCCGCCGCCGCCGCCGUCGCAGCCCCAGUCCCAGGCGGCGGCGGCGGGGGCGGCGGCGGGCGGCCAGCAGGCGGCCGCGGGCAUGGGCUUGGGCAAGGACAUGGGCGCCCAGUACGCCGCUGCCAGCCCGGCCUGGGCGGCCGCGCAACAAAGGAGUCACCCGGCGAUGAGCCCCGGCACCCCCGGACCGACCAUGGGCAGAUCCCAGGGCAGCCCAAUGGAUCCAAUGGUGAUGAAGAGACCUCAGUUAUAUGGCAUGGGCAGUAACCCUCAUUCUCAGCCUCAGCAGAGCAGUCCGUACCCAGGAGGUUCCUAUGGCCCCCCAGGCCCACAGCGGUAUCCAAUUGGCAUCCAGGGUCGGACUGCCGGGGCCAUGGGCGGAAUGCAGUACCCUCAGCAGCAGGACUCUGGAGAUGCCACAUGGAAAGAAACAUUCUGGUUGAUGCCACCUCAGUAUGGACAGCAAGGUGUGAGUGGUUACUGCCAACAGGGCCAACAGCCAUAUUACAGCCAGCAGCCGCAGCCCCCGCACCUCCCACCCCAGGCGCAGUAUCUGCCGUCCCAGUCCCAGCAGAGGUACCAGCCGCAGCAGGACCUGUCUCAGGAAGGCUAUGGAACUAGAUCUCAACCUCCUCUGGCCCCCGGAAAACCUAACCAUGAAGACUUGAACUUAAUACAACAAGAAAGACCAUCAAGUUUACCAGAUCUGUCUGGCUCCAUUGAUGACCUCCCCACGGGAACGGAAGCAACUUUGAGCUCAGCAGUCAGUGCAUCCGGGUCCACGAGCAGCCAAGGGGAUCAGAGCAACCCGGCGCAGUCGCCUUUCUCCCCACACGCGUCCCCUCAUCUCUCCAGCAUCCCUGGGGGCCCAUCUCCCUCUCCUGUUGGCUCUCCUGUAGGAAGCAACCAGUCUCGAUCUGGCCCAAUCUCUCCUGCAAGUAUCCCAGGUAGUCAGAUGCCUCCGCAGCCACCCGGGAGCCAGUCAGAAUCCAGUUCCCAUCCCGCCUUGAGCCAGUCACCAAUGCCACAGGAAAGAGGUUUUAUGGCAGGCACACAAAGAAACCCUCAGAUGGCUCAGUAUGGACCUCAACAGACAGGACCAUCCAUGUCGCCUCAUCCUUCUCCCGGGGGCCAGAUGCAUGCUGGAAUCAGUAGCUUUCAGCAGAGUAACUCAAGUGGGACUUACGGUCCACAGAUGAGCCAGUAUGGACCACAAGGUAACUACUCCAGACCCCCAGCGUAUAGUGGGGUGCCCAGUGCAAGCUACAGCGGCCCAGGGCCCGGUAUGGGUAUCAGUGCCAACAACCAGAUGCAUGGACAAGGGCCAAGCCAGCCAUGUGGUGCUGUGCCCCUGGGACGAAUGCCAUCAGCUGGGAUGCAGAACAGACCAUUUCCUGGAAAUAUGAGCAGCAUGACCCCCAGUUCUCCUGGCAUGUCUCAGCAGGGAGGGCCAGGAAUGGGGCCGCCAAUGCCAACUGUGAACCGUAAGGCACAGGAGGCAGCUGCAGCAGUGAUGCAGGCUGCUGCGAACUCAGCACAAAGCAGGCAAGGCAGUUUCCCCGGCAUGAACCAGAGUGGACUUAUGGCUUCCAGCUCUCCCUACAGCCAGCCCAUGAACAACAGCUCUAGCCUGAUGAACACGCAGGCGCCGCCCUACAGCAUGGCGCCCGCCAUGGUGAACAGCUCGGCAGCAUCUAUGGGUCUUGCAGAUAUGAUGUCUCCUGGUGAAUCCAAACUGCCCCUGCCUCUCAAAGCAGAUGGCAAAGAAGAAGGCACUCCACAGCCCGAGAGCAAGUCAAAGAAGUCCAGCUCCUCCACCACUACUGGGGAGAAGAUCACGAAGGUGUACGAGCUGGGGAAUGAGCCAGAGAGAAAGCUCUGGGUCGACCGAUACCUCACCUUCAUGGAGGAGAGAGGCUCUCCUGUCUCGAGUCUGCCUGCUGUGGGCAAGAAGCCCCUGGACCUGUUCCGACUCUACGUCUGCGUCAAAGAGAUUGGGGGUUUGGCCCAGGUUAAUAAAAACAAGAAGUGGCGUGAGCUGGCAACCAACCUAAACGUUGGCACCUCAAGCAGUGCAGCGAGCUCCCUGAAAAAGCAGUAUAUUCAGUACCUGUUUGCCUUCGAGUGCAAGAUCGAACGCGGGGAGGAGCCCCCGCCGGAAGUCUUCAGCACCGGGGACACCAAAAAGCAGCCCAAGCUCCAGCCGCCAUCUCCUGCUAACUCGGGAUCCUUGCAAGGCCCACAGACCCCCCAGUCAACUGGCAGCAAUUCCAUGGCAGAGGUUCCAGGUGACCUGAAGCCACCUACCCCAGCCUCCACCCCUCACGGACAGAUGACCCCAAUGCAAGGUGGAAGAAGCAGUACAAUCAGUGUGCACGACCCAUUCUCAGACGUGAGCGAUUCAUCCUUCCCGAAACGGAACUCCAUGACUCCAAACGCCCCCUACCAGCAGGGCAUGAGCAUGCCCGACGUGAUGGGCAGGAUGCCCUAUGAGCCCAACAAGGACCCCUUUGGGGGAAUGAGAAAAGUGCCUGGAAGCAGCGAGCCCUUUAUGACGCAAGGACAGAUGCCCAACAGCAGCAUGCAGGACAUGUACAACCAAAGCCCCUCCGGAGCAAUGUCUAACCUGGGCAUGGGGCAGCGCCAGCAGUUUCCCUAUGGAGCCAGUUACGACCGAAGGCAUGAACCUUAUGGGCAGCAGUAUCCAGGCCAAGGCCCUCCCUCGGGACAGCCGCCAUAUGGAGGGCACCAGCCCGGCCUGUACCCACAGCAGCCGAAUUACAAACGCCAUAUGGACGGCAUGUACGGGCCCCCAGCCAAGCGCCACGAGGGCGACAUGUACAACAUGCAGUACAGCAGCCAGCAGCAGGAGAUGUACAACCAGUACGGAGGCUCCUACUCGGGCCCGGACCGCAGGCCCAUCCAGGGCCAGUACCCGUAUCCCUACAGCAGGGAGAGGAUGCAGGCCCCGGGGCAGAUCCAGACGCACGGAAUCCCGCCUCAGAUGAUGGGCGGCCCGCUGCAGUCGUCCUCCAGUGAGGGGCCUCAGCAGAAUAUGUGGGCAGCACGCAAUGAUAUGCCUUAUCCCUACCAGAACAGGCAGGGCCCUGGCGGCCCUACACAGGCGCCCCCUUACCCAGGCAUGAACCGCACGGACGAUAUGAUGGUACCCGAUCAGAGGAUAAAUCAUGAGAGCCAGUGGCCUUCCCACGUCAGCCAGCGUCAGCCUUACAUGUCGUCCUCAGCCUCCAUGCAGCCCAUCACGCGCCCACCACAGCCGUCCUACCAGACGCCACCGUCACUGCCAAAUCACAUCUCCAGGGCGCCCAGCCCAGCGUCCUUCCAGCGCUCCCUGGAGAACCGCAUGUCUCCAAGCAAGUCUCCCUUUCUGCCAUCUAUGAAGAUGCAGAAGGUCAUGCCCACGGUCCCCACAUCCCAGGUCACCGGGCCACCACCCCAACCACCCCCAAUCAGAAGGGAGAUCACCUUUCCUCCUGGCUCAGUAGAAGCAUCACAACCAGUCUUGAAACAAAGGCGAAAGAUUACCUCCAAAGAUAUCGUUACUCCUGAGGCGUGGCGUGUGAUGAUGUCCCUUAAAUCAGGUCUUUUGGCUGAGAGUACGUGGGCUUUGGACACUAUUAAUAUUCUUCUGUAUGAUGACAGCACUGUUGCUACUUUCAAUCUCUCCCAGUUGUCUGGAUUUCUCGAACUUUUAGUCGAGUACUUUAGAAAAUGCCUGAUUGACAUUUUUGGAAUUCUUAUGGAAUAUGAAGUGGGAGACCCCAGCCAAAAAGCACUUGAUCACAACGCAGCAAGGAAGGAUGACAGCCAGUCCUUGGCGGACGAUUCUGGGAAAGAGGAGGAAGAUGCUGAAGGUAUUGAUGACGACGAGGAAGACGAGGACGACGAGGAGGAAGACAGCGAGAAGACAGAAAGCGAUGAAAAGAGCAGCAUCGCUCUGACUGCCCCGGACGCCGUUUCAGACCCAAAGGAGAAGCCCAAGCAAGCCAGUAAGUUCGACAAGCUGCCAAUAAAGAUAGUCAAAAAGAACAACCUGUUUGUUGUUGACCGAUCUGACAAGUUGGGGCGUGUGCAGGAGUUCAAUAGUGGCCUUCUGCACUGGCAGCUCGGCGGGGGCGACACCACUGAGCACAUUCAGACUCACUUUGAGAGCAAGAUGGAAAUUCCUCCUCGCAGGCGCCCACCUCCCCCCUUAAGCUCCGCAGGUAGAAAGAAAGAGCAAGAAGGCAAAGGCGACUCUGAAGAGCAGCAAGAGAAAAGCAUCAUAGCAACCAUUGAUGACGUCCUCUCUGCUCGGCCAGGGGCACUGCCCGAAGACGCAAACCCUGGGCCCCAGACCGAAAGCAGUAAGUUUCCCUUUGGUAUCCAGCAAGCCAAAAGCCACCGGAACAUCAAGCUGCUGGAGGACGAGCCCAGGAGCCGAGAUGAGACUCCUCUGUGCACCAUCGCACACUGGCAGGACUCGCUGGCUAAGCGAUGCAUCUGUGUGUCCAAUAUCGUCCGUAGCUUGUCAUUCGUGCCUGGCAAUGAUGCCGAAAUGUCCAAACAUCCAGGCUUGGUGCUGAUCCUGGGGAAGCUGAUUCUUCUUCACCACGAGCAUCCAGAGAGAAAGCGAGCACCGCAGACCUAUGAGAAAGAGGAGGAUGAGGACAAGGGGGUAGCCUGCAGCAAAGAUGAGUGGUGGUGGGACUGCCUCGAGGUCUUGAGGGAUAACACGUUGGUCACGUUGGCCAACAUUUCCGGGCAGCUAGACUUGUCUGCUUACACGGAAAGCAUCUGCUUGCCAAUUUUGGAUGGCUUGCUGCACUGGAUGGUGUGCCCGUCUGCAGAGGCACAAGAUCCCUUUCCAACUGUGGGACCCAACUCGGUCCUGUCGCCUCAGAGACUUGUGCUGGAGACCCUCUGUAAACUCAGUAUCCAGGACAAUAAUGUGGACCUGAUCUUGGCCACUCCUCCAUUUAGUCGUCAGGAGAAAUUCUAUGCUACAUUAGUUAGGUACGUUGGGGAUCGCAAAAACCCAGUCUGUCGAGAAAUGUCCAUGGCGCUUUUAUCGAACCUUGCCCAAGGGGACACACUAGCAGCAAGGGCCAUAGCUGUGCAGAAAGGAAGCAUUGGAAACUUGAUAAGCUUCCUAGAGGAUGGGGUCACGAUGGCCCAGUACCAGCAGAGCCAGCACAACCUCAUGCACAUGCAGCCCCCGCCCCUGGAACCACCUAGCGUAGACAUGAUGUGCAGGGCGGCCAAGGCUUUGCUAGCCAUGGCCAGAGUGGACGAAAACCGCUCGGAAUUCCUUUUGCACGAGGGCCGGUUGCUGGAUAUCUCAAUAUCAGCUGUCCUGAACUCUCUGGUUGCAUCUGUCAUCUGUGAUGUACUGUUUCAGAUUGGGCAGUUAUGACAUAAGUGAGAAGGCAAGCAUGUGUGAGUGAAGAUUAGAGGGUCACAUAUAACUGGCUGUUUUCUGUUCUUGUUUAUCCAGCGUAGGAAGAAGGAAAAGAAAAUCUUUGCUCCUCUGCCCCAUUCACUAUUUACCAAUUGGGAAUUAAAGAAAUAAUUAAUUUGAACAGUUAUGAAAUUAAUAUUUGCUGUCUGUGUGUAUAAGUACAUCCUUUGGGGUUUUUUUUUUUCUUUUUUUUAACCAAAGUUGCUGUCUAGUGCAUUCAAAGGUCACUUUUUGUUUUUCACAGAUCUUUUUAAUGUUCUUUUCCAUGUUGUAUUGCAUUUUUUGGGGGAAGCAAAUUGACUUUAAAGAAAAAAGUUGUGGCAAAAGAUGCUAAGAUGCGAAAAUUUCACCACACUGAGUCAAAAAGGUGAAAAAUUAUCCAUUUCCUAUGCGUUUUACUCCUCAGAGAAUGAAAAAAACUGCAUCCCAUCACCCAAAGUUCUGUGCAAUAGAAAUUUCUACAGAUACAGGUAUAGGGGCUCAAGGAGGUAUGUCAGUCAGUAGUCAAAACUAUGAAAUGAUACUGGUUUCUCCACAGGAAGAUGGUUCCAUUAGGCUGGGAGCAAAAACAAUGUUUUUUAAGAUUGAAAAUACAUACCUGACAACGAUCCGGAAACUGCUCCUCACCACUCCCGUCAUGCCUGCUGUCGGCGUUUGACCUUCCACAUGACAGUUCUUCACAAUUCCUUUAAUCAUUUUUUAAAUAUUUUUUUUACUGCCUAUGGGCUGUGAUGUAUAUAGAAGUUGUACAUUAAACAUACCCUCAUUUUUUUCUUUUUUCUUUUUUUUUUUUUUAGUACAAACUUUUAGUUUCUUUUUCAUGAUGUGGUAACUACGAAGUGAUGGUAGAUUUAAAUAAUUUUUUAUUUUUAUUUUAUAUAUUUUUUCAUUAGGGCCAUAUCUCCAAAAAAAGAAAGAAAAAAUACAAAAAACAAAAACAAAAAAAAAAAGAGGGUAAUGUACAAGUUUCUGUAUGUAUAAAGUCAUGCUCGAUUUCAGGAGAGCAGCUGAUCACAAUUUGCUUCAUGAAUCAAGGUGUGGAAAUGGUUGUAUAUGGAUUGAUUUAGAAAAUGGUUACCAGUACAGACAAAAAAGAGAAAAUGAAAAAAAUACAACUAAAAGGAAGAAACACAGCUUCAAAGAUUUUUCAGUGACGAGAAUCCACAUUUGUAUUUCAAGAUAAUGUAGUUUAAAAAAAAAAAAAGAAAAAAACUUGAUGUAAAUUCCUCCUUUUCCUCUGGCUUAAUGAAUAUCAUUUAUUCAGUAUAAAAUCUUUAUAUGUUCCACAUGUUAAGAAUAAAUGUACAUUAAAUCUUGUUAAGCACUGUGUUCUUGAAUACUGUUCUAGUUUCCUUAAAGUGGUUUCCUAGUAAUCAAGUUAUUUACAAGAAAUAGGGGAAUGCAGCAGUGUAUUCACAUUAUAAAACCCUACAUUCGGAAGAGACCUUUAGGGGUUACCUACUUUAGAGUGGGGAGCAACAGUUUGAUUUUCUCAAAUUACUUAGCUAAUUAGUCUUUCUUUGAAGCAAUUCACUCUAACGACAUUGAGGUAUGAUCAUUUUCAGUAUUUAUGGGAGGUGGCUGCCGACCCACUUGAGGUGAGAUCUCAGAAGCUUAACUGGCCUGAAAAUGUAACAUUCUGCCUUUUACUAACUCCAUCUUAGUUUAAUCAAAGUUCAGUCUAUUCCUUGUUUCUUCUGUGUGCCUCAAAGUUAUUUUGCAUUUAGUUUACUCCACCGUGUAUAAUAUUUAUACUGUGCAGUGUUAAAAAAGAAUCUGUUAUAUUGUAUGUGGUGUACAUAGUGCGAAGUGAUUAUUCUAUUUCAGGGCAUAUUAUGGUUCUCAUAUUCCUUCCUACCUGGUGCACAGUAGCUUUUUAAUACUAGUCACUUCUACUUUAAACUUUCUCUUCCUGGGUCAUUGACUGUUACUGUGUAAUAAUCAAUUUCUUUGAAACUGCUGCAUAAUUAUGCUGUUAGUGGACCUCUACCUCUUCUGAUCCCUCUUCCAAUCACAGUAUACUCAGAAUCCCCAGCCCCUCGCAUACAUUGUGUUGGUUCACAUUACUCACAGUAAUAUAUGGAAGAGUUAGACAAGAACAUGCAGUUACAGUCAUUGUGAGGCGUGACUCUCCAGUGUCACGAGGAAAAAAUUCAUCUUUUCUGCAAGCAGUCUCUCAUCUGUCAACUCCCACAUUACUGAGUCAAACAGUCUUCUUACAUAACAAUGCAACCAAAUAUAUGUUGAAUUAAAGACCCAUUUAUAAUUCUACUUUAAAUACAUCUGCUUGCUAAGAACAGAUUUCAGUGCUCCGAGCUUCAAAUAUGGAGAUUUGUAAGAGGGAAUUCAAUAUUAUUCUAAUUUCUCUCUUACAGAGUACAAAUACAAGGUGUAUACAAACUCCGAACAUAUCCAGUAUUCCAAUUCCUUUGUCAAUCAGAAGAGUAAAAUAAUUAACAAAAGACUGUUGUUGUGGUUUGCAUUGUAACCGAUAACGCAGAGUCUGACCGUUGGGCAACAAGUUUUUCUAUCCUGAUGCGCAACACAGUCUCUAGAGACUAAUCCAGGAAGACUUUAGCCUCCUUUCCAUAUUCUCACCCCUGAAUCAAGAUUUACAGAAGCCCACGAAGAAUUUACAGCCUGCUUGAGAUCAUCUUGCCUAUAAACUGAGUUAUUGCUUUGUCCUAAAAAUUAGUCGUUUUUUUUUCUAUGAGGCUUUUCAGAAAUUUACAGGAUGCCCAGACUUUAAAUGUGUACCAAAAAAAAAAAAAAAAGAUAAAAAAUAAA